GCCAGCGGCUCGGGAACGGAGCAGCUCGAGGCUGCUCGGCGUCUCUUGUCGGGCUUGGACACAAUUUAACCCCCUUCCCCUCCCGGUGGGCUGGAGAAGAAACCUUUAUUACCGCUUCAAGAAUGUGACUCAUAAAUAUCUGCUUCGGACUGUCUUUUUUUUCUUCAUUAUUUGUUUUAUGCCACCGUAAGCGGUCUUGAUUUUCCCGGCAGAGUGGACAGUUUGAUCACAUUUCUUCGACAUAAUUUCUGUCAUGAUUGGCUACUCAGUGCGGAAUACACCUGGGCUGGUUUCAGGGUAACCUUCCAGGAUUACAAGAUAGCAUUUUUAUUUUUACUCCCGGGAGUGGGCAUUACUAUGUCCAGGAGAAAACAGACCAACCCCUUCAAAGUUAACUGUAGGUAUUUCAGGGCCGUUCCACACUUCAGGCUUAACAGGACUUCAGCACACUAUUAACAUGGAUGGCAGGGAUGAAUUCACCGAAGACAGCGAAUGCUGCAGUAACAACUCACAGGAAGUCCAAGGGCAGGAUAGCCUCUCAGAAGAAAGCGAUAGUGACCUUGACAACCACGGUGAAGAUUCGUCCUCCAACACCUCUGUCGACGACCACAUGACCACCAAGAGAGCACAGUGCCGCCUACAAGGAGCGGGAGUCAAAGAGGAGAGUGAGGAAGGGGCAGACCACAGCAACAACUUUGUUUGUCCUCUGUGCACACUGGAUUUCAGCAGCCCUGAGAAGCUCAUCUCACAUGUCUACCAGCACACAACCAUGAUGAGCAACACCAAGAGCUACGUGUGCCCAGUGUGUGGGCGAGCCCUAAGCUCUCCUGGCUCACUUGGACGGCAUCUUCUCAUCCACUCGGAGGACCGCCUCUCCAACUGCGCUGUCUGUGGAGCACGCUUCACAGACACCAACAACUUUAACAGGGAGAAGCUUCAAGAUGUUCUUGACACGUCCAGGCUGGACGUCAUCAGUGGCAGGGACUCCUGUCCCAUGUCCCAGUCCCUCUCCAGCAGCCCCAUGAGCAGCCCAGGUUCUGUUACUCCCUCCUGUCAUGGACCUGGCCCUAGUCCCAGUUCAUGUCAGGGUCCAUGCCCAUGUCAAGCUCCUGAACCCAGUCCCAACUUAUGUCAAGACAACCGUACCUGCCAGGGCUCCGGCCACAUCUCAAACCAGUGUCAAGGCCCCAGACCGUGUCAUCACUCAGGUUCUGAAUCUGGAUCAUGUUCAGGCCCUGGAACAUGCACAGGGUCUGACCAAGGUCCCUCUUUCCCUUCACUGCCUGAUAGUCUCCUGUCUGAAGGGCCAUCACUUGCAUCUAUUCCCGAUGCUCUCAGCUCUUCUUCCUCAGGCCUUCCUCCUAUUCCUGACAUCCUAAGCCCCAUGCCAGUGUAUCCUGCCGGAGUGCUGCUGGUGUGCAACAGCUGUGUGGCCUACCAGCAGUUAGUGGAAGCCCAGUCACCGAUGCGAAAAUGGGCUCUGCGUCGGAAGAAUGAACCCUUGGAAGCUCGCAUGCAGCGUCUAGAGCGCGAGCGCACAGCAAAGAAGAACAAGCGUGCCUGUGAGACAGAAGAGGAGCGGGAACUAAGGAGGCUGCGGGACCGCGAGGCCAAGCGCAUGCAGAGGAUGCAAGAGACAGAGGAGCAGCGAGCACGCAGGCUGCAGAGGGACCGUGAGGCCAUGCGUUUAAAGAGGGCCAACGAGACCCCAGAAAAGAGGCAGGCCAGGCUGAUCCGGGAGAGGGAGGCAAAGAGAAUCAAGCGACGGCUGGAGAAGAUUGAUCCUGCUCUGAGGACACAGAUAGAGCAUGAUCCUGCUGCAAUGGCUGCCCUCACAGCAGACAUGAGUCUCUUUCAGUUCCCCUGCCCUAUGCCUGUUUCUUCCAUUGAUAAUGGUCUGUUUAUGAAACUGCCCUAAUAAGAUAGGCCACUGGGGGGACCAAGUGUCUUCUAGCAGCAUGCUUAACCUGUGCACUGUGCCAUCAGGUUGCCAUGGUCACAGUGGACAAUUCCUGGCUGGUUCCUUACCAGCUUCUUCUGUGUUGAACAGCUUCAUAUAAACUGCUUUGCUAAAAUACAGAAAGGAAACUACUUCAAUUAUAAUUUAUUAAAGUCUAGAUUCCCUUGGGAACAGGGUUAAGAAUGUUUGUUUCAUAUUGUAUUGAUAAUAAGAGCAUGUUGUAAAGAGAUUUAUCUGUUCGUCAGUGGACUAGCAGAUUUAACACAGUUCAUUCUAGUGGGAGCAGUAAUACUUCCUUUGAGAAAAGAAAAAUCUUUUGCACAUGGACCCUAAAUUAGUGGAGUGGGGACUUUGCAACCACAGCCCCCUCCUUUAUGGUCCACUCCGCCAGCCCAGUGACUGACUCACCGUUAGCUACACCUCUCUCUUCAAGCUACCGUGGGAAGUUCAUGUUCAAACUACUACCUCAGCUGGUGCCGUGGUCGCACUCUGUCCUGUGGCUUACAGCAUUCCAACUCCAAGCUUCCAAAGCUCUAUACUAACUGUACACUUUCAGAGGAUGCAUGUUGUUUUCUGCCAAUUUGUGUUUGUUUUUAUCAUUCAGGCACUUUAAUAGGACACAUUCAUUGAUUGGAGCAAGUCAUUUACGAACAUACAGGUUCAGUCUGUAUGUCUGAGUUGUGAUUCUCAAGCCUCUCAGUCUGAAUGUUUGUCCUAUUGAAAUUUGCCCCGUAUGAAGCAACAUUGCUUUCAUCUCCUGACUUGAUUCUUUAGGCAUCCACCUCCUUACAUUCUCUUUGCCAAGAUCUAAAUCUUUUUUUUUUUUUUGUUACAUUCAAUAUUUUGCCAGCACCAUUUAUUUAUUUAUUUUUUUACUUCUCUGGCUCAUAAAAGCUGUCUGUGCUGCUGUUAUUGUACUGUAUAAUACAUUAGUUACCUCUUAUAUAUACAUUCUGGGCUCAUUACAUUAAGGAAUAUGUGCUAAAAUGUUUUCCUAAGUGGUUACAAUGAAAAAGUACCUAAUGUGUUACCUGUUGACCUCAGAAAUUGUCACAUUACUUGAACUCUGCCUGCAAAGUUGCAUUUGUUUUUCUGCUAUUUAGUAAACAGCAACAUGAAAGUUUGUUGUUAGUAUUGUAUAGAGAAUCAUGCAUAGAUAGCGUAACCUCUUCUUUGUGCAAUUUCUGUAGCAUUCACAUACUUUAUAAGGCUGCAGUAUCUUCAGAAUGGGUAAACAGUAUCACUUAAAUUUAUGUUGUUUUUCUGUUUUAUAUCCACAAUUGGGGUGAAACCUUUAUUAAGUCUCAAAAGAGGUGGAAAUUAUUUAAAAAGCAAAUGAUAUAAUGAUUUUGUUCCACUUAAUUACUGUGCUUUGGGACUAAAUUUAUACCAGGAAGUUUUAUUCAUAUAUUUUCAUUAACUUCAUUCCAGCACAUAUUUAUGCAAUAUGAUAUAUUUUACUUGUGUUUGGGGUAUUUUUUGUUAGUGUAACAUUGUUUUACUGUAGAGGCCGUGUUUGGAUAUCCCUCGUUUAAUUUCCUGCCUGUAAGGUUACCUCCAGUUUUUCUUGACUUCGCCUCUCCAGAUGCAAAACUCUUCAGUGUCGAAUGAGCAGUUUCAGAAAACUUCUUCAAGGACAAGCAGUGUUUUUGUUUGAAUCACUCCUAGAUGAGUCAGUCUACCUGGCUGUUUGUUACAGCAAAUUUAUUAAAGAAAAAUAAAUAUUUAUAUACUGGUGUAUAGGAACCUUUGGUCUCAUCCUCAAAGGCUUUCCUAGGAGUGCAUCAAACUUCUAUGCAAACAAUGUGUUAUUUGUUAAGGGAAUUGAUUUCACUUUCCACUGAAACUAUGCAGAAUGCGACUUUAAGGUUUUAGUUAAAACAGAUUUUUAAAAAUGUCAGCUUCUCAGGCAAUUUAACUCAGUGAGAGGGCUCAGCAUAGAUACAACACCACAGUCCGUAAGAUUAAUUCAUUAUCCACAUGUUACAGUGUAAUGUUAACAGCAAUGGGCAGUUUUGUGACUUUUCUAGAGUUGUGACUCUUAAGACAUGCUUUUUUCUUCCAAGUUCAACACAUAAAAACAACAGAGUUUCACAGCCAUGCAAUUCAUUACACUCUCAUACUAUGAAUACUGGGUAUUCUCAGAAGUCACUCUUCAAAAUUGCUGCGAUCCACGUUGUCUCGCAGUGGUCGGAAAGGCUCUUGCAGCGAAAGCUGUGGACUCAUUAUUGGUUUUUGCGAGCAGUAUUCCCACUCUGAAUUUGGUAAACACUGCAUGUUGUUAAACUGCACUUGUCCUAGAACGAUUCAACGUGAGUUUGUGUUAUACUCUUACUUUAUGCCUGCCUGUUUUUUUUGUUUUUUUUUACAGUUUAAUCAAACAUGUUUAAAAAUAAUGUUGGCCUUUGUAUCUUAAUUCUAUCAGGAGUUUUUCUCAAUGUCCAUGUUUACAAAAUAAAUUUCUCUGAUCAAGGCCAAAUGAAUGAGCUAAACUGCUAACAACAUGUUAGUCGUGGUGACAGUGCAUUCUGACUGGAUGGCACUUUAGGAACGCCAUCUCCGUUACCAGAUUAACAGAUGUACAGGUCGUAUUGAAACCUAGGUAAAGAAUGUGGAAAUAAACGUUGA
This is a messenger RNA of Melanotaenia boesemani (Boeseman's rainbowfish), 4588 nucleotides long. RefSeq names its product zinc finger protein 821. The transcript is spliced from 6 exons. Gene Ontology annotation, cellular component: nucleus. NCBI's taxonomy places the organism in Eukaryota, Metazoa, Chordata, Actinopteri, Atheriniformes, Melanotaeniidae. Gene Ontology annotation, biological process: regulation of transcription by RNA polymerase II. The record is from RefSeq and is a predicted model, not a curated record. Gene Ontology annotation, molecular function: DNA-binding transcription activator activity, RNA polymerase II-specific; RNA polymerase II cis-regulatory region sequence-specific DNA binding. The coding region runs from base 458 to 1918 and encodes 486 amino acids.